Messenger RNA from Trichomycterus rosablanca, 2454 nucleotides. RefSeq names its product peptidylprolyl isomerase Fa (gene ppifa). The transcript has 6 exons. Gene Ontology annotation, cellular component: intracellular membrane-bounded organelle. Gene Ontology annotation, biological process: protein peptidyl-prolyl isomerization; response to hypoxia; protein folding. Bases 108 to 677 code for a protein of 189 amino acids. The record is from RefSeq and is a predicted model, not a curated record. Gene Ontology annotation, molecular function: peptidyl-prolyl cis-trans isomerase activity. NCBI's taxonomy places the organism in Eukaryota, Metazoa, Chordata, Actinopteri, Siluriformes, Trichomycteridae.
ACAGGACACACACACACACAGAUACACACACACACACACACACACACACACACACACACUACUAUUUUAUACCAUACACAAACCUAACCUGCUGCUCAGUGCUCACCAUGUUACAGAUGAAAAACCGUUUAAAACACUGCUCAGUCGCUCUGGCUGCCAGAAGACUGCUCACAGGUCCGCCUAAAAAUCCUGAGGUUUUCCUUGACAUGGCAGCUGAUGGAGAAUUUAUCGGGAGAAUCAUUAUUGAACUUUAUGCAGAUGUUGUUCCCAAAACAGCAGAGAAUUUUAGGGCCCUGUGUACAGGAGAGCAUGGGUUUGGUUAUAAAGGUUCAGUUUUCCAUAGAAUCAUUCCUGAGUUCAUGUGUCAGGGUGGAGAUUUCACAAAUAAUAAUGGCACUGGUGGAAAAUCCAUUUAUGGAAAACAAUUUCAAGAUGAAAAUUUCAAGUUGAAACAUACUGGACCAGGUGUGCUGUCAAUGGCAAAUUCUGGGCCCAACACCAACGGAUCUCAGUUUUUUAUCUGCACAGUUAAAACAGAAUGGCUCGAUGGCAAACAUGUUGUGUUUGGUCAAGUGAAAGAGGGCAUGGAAACUGUCACGCUAAUGGAGUCAUAUGGUUUGCAUGAUGGAGGAACACUUAAAAAGCUAGUCAUUACAGACUGUGGGGAACUUAAAUAAUAUUGAACUGUGCACUGCACAGAUCUGACAACUGAUUGUUUUCUUGUAAGUCCUUAAUCUUAAGCCAAAAUGUAAAAUGUUUUAUUAAAUGCUCAGUAAUACAUUUGAAUGAAAUUGCCUAAUAUGACAUGUUAACCAGCCAUGUGUUGUUUAUAGCAUUGGUCUUAAAAGCCAAUAUGUGCUGUUUUUUAAACAUGCACAAAUAAUAUAAUUUGUUGUUUUUUUUUUGCAUGUGCCUGUUAUUUAGAGGGAAGAAAAUCCCAGAGAACAAUAAUAAUUGCCUUUGUAUAUAAAAAUUCCUUUCUUUUUCUAGUGUAUCUUAGUCCUAAAAUUCUUAUCUUUUAAUGUUUGUCCAUUGUUAAAAACAAAUAUUAAAACCAUUUUAUUUAGACAGUGACCUUACUUUAAGGGCUUAAUAUUUUCCUGACCCCAUUAGGACACCACUUUUGCUCUGGUGGGCUAUUUUUCCAAUGAAGUAAUGCAAAUAAGUGCUCAUUACGUGCUAGCUGUAAUUUUCUCAUUAAAAAAAAGUAAGAUUAAUUGAGCUGCUAGUACUGAGCUGAUUAAUUGAGUUGUUCAUCUAGCUGGACAGGAGUUCCAAAAUAAAAAAGUAAUUUAAGAAUUUAUGGCUUUUUUAUUUUACAGUGUUUCAUGAACUGGAUUAUAAUUAGAUUUGAACUCUUUUCUAAUGGGUUGUUUAAAUAUCCUGUAACCCCAUCAGGCAAUCCCACGUUUGGUCUUGACCACGAGGUUAAGAAGCGCUAUAUACAGUAUGCAUACAUUUUUUUUUCAUAUACUGUGAGUGUGCGACGGAAGACCUCACACCCGGCUUGAUUAUUUUUUGUCAGCCAAAUGUGUUUGUUUAUUUGUUUGAUUUUAACGUCAUGUUUUACACUUUGGUUACAUUCAUGACAGGAACGGUAGUUACUCAUUACACAAGGUUCAUCAGUUCACAAGGUUAUAUCGAACAGUCUUGGACAAUUUAGUGUCUCUAAUUCGCCUCACUUGCAUGUCUUUGGACUGUGGGAGGAACCCGGAGAACCCGGAUCAAACCCACACGGACACGGGGAGAACAUGCAAACUCCACACAGAAAGGACCCGGACCUCCCCACCUGGGGAUCGAACCCAGGACCUUCUGGCUGUGAGGUGACAGUGCUACCCACUUAGCCACUGUGCCACCCAGCCAAUUGUGUGGGUUCGAAAUCAGUAACUGAAAGUUUAAUACAAAAUGUUUCAUCUGCUGGAAACUGUAUGAAGUAUAAAGAAUGCAGUAUAAAGUAAUACUUAGUUCUUUAUACCGCUGAAACAAAGCUGCUCAAUAAGCAAUAUAUUUUCAUAAUUUUGACUCUGAUAAAAUGUUAAUAAGCUUUCUCUUGAACUAGCAAUAAUUACAGCUGUGGUGCAAAUUGUGCAUCAGAUUAGUACCUACCCUCUUAGCAGUUUCAUUGAACCAAUCUGUUUGCAUUUACACACUACUUUAUAGUAGCAACCCUAUAUUGUACAAUGAUUACACCAAAGAUCCAUGAUUUUUUAAGUUUUAUUUACAAUUAUGAUAGCAAAGUAGCUAAACUUAUUUGAAUACUUAAUCAGGGCCUCUUUUGGAAAUAUGUUACAGUGGUGCUUACUGUGUAAGCAGUUCUUCUACACUGCAUGUUGAAUCUUACCUAGUUAACUCAAAUACAUGCAGAAUUUCUGCACACAUUAAUGUUGGUUUUAAAAAAGGAAGAUUGUACAAGAAUGUGUUUUAUGUACCUCUUCAGAGUUCUGUACAUGUAUC